CAGGCCGCGUUACCAUGAGCUUGCCCCUGAACCGCAAGCCCUUCCUGAAUGGGCUGAAGGGGAAGCCGGUGACGGAGAAGCUGAAGUGGGGGAUGGAGUACAAGGGCUACCUGGUGUCUGUCGAUGGCUACAUGAACAUGCAGCUUGCAAACACAGAAGAAUACAUAGGUGGUGCCUUGUCAGGACACCUUGGUGAAGUUUUGAUAAGAUGUAACAACGUCCUGUGCAUCAGAGGAGUGGAAGAAGAAGAUGGAGAAAUGAGAGAAUAA
Molecule: messenger RNA, 269 nt
Organism: Emys orbicularis (European pond turtle)
Lineage: Eukaryota; Metazoa; Chordata; Testudines; Emydidae
Product: small nuclear ribonucleoprotein F-like
Exons: 1
Coding region: 15-269 (84 amino acids)
Biological process (GO): mRNA splicing, via spliceosome; spliceosomal snRNP assembly
Cellular component (GO): U1 snRNP; catalytic step 2 spliceosome; pICln-Sm protein complex
Molecular function (GO): RNA binding
Source: RefSeq, a predicted model, not a curated record